GGCCAGCAGGAAGUUUGGUGGCUUUGUGGUCAGUGGAGUACUGAGUGGAGUGAGCUAAACUGAGGUCUCUGCCACUCUCAGAGCAGUGACUGUGGCCCCGAGUUAGUUAGUUCCUGUCCAGGGUGGGAAGAGUGUCUCAGCGCUUACAUGUAAGGAUGUCUUUUAAAUGUUGCCCCAGGAGCUUUCUUCUUGGAGAUCCAUCAGGAUGAGCUGCAAGUCCCCACCCACACUGCAGGAGCUGGCAGAGGACAGCCUCCUGAGGAACCUGGCCUUGGCUGUCUCUGCUCUGGAUGAUGUGCCCUCAUAUUUCUUCCCAUCACUGUUCAAAAAGGCCUGCAGAAGGAGAUACAUUACCAUGGUAAUGGCAAUGGUGAGGGUCUGGCCCUUCCCCUGCCUCCCACUGGGAGCCAUGAUCACGAGGAAGGCCGCCUACAGAAGAAUCUUAGAGAUUAUCCUGUUUGGGCUUGAUGGCCUGCUUUUCCAGAAGGUUCGUCACAGGAGGUGCAGACUGAAAGUGCUGGAUUUACGGGUUAUGCCUUUGACUAUGUGGGACAAGUGGUCUGUGUUCAUGGCUAGUGACUGGAGUGAGACUCUAGCAAGGGUGGAUCAUUCAGGAACAGAGUUGAAGCCGCUGGUGAAGGUGGUGAUAGACCUGGUCCUCAAGAGAGGCCCACUAGACGCUGUAGAGUCCUUCAUCGUUCAGUGGGUGGAUCGGAGGGAAGGUCUGAUGAGUCUGUGCUGUGGCCACCUACAGAUCUGGUCUAUGUCCGUUAACUACCACAGAGAAGUCUUGGAGAUACUGGAUCUGGACUCUGUCCAGAAACUGAGUCUGUACUACAUGAAUAAUCCCACCUGCCUGCUUAACUUCUCCCCUUACCUGGGCCGGAUGAGGUACCUGCGCAGUCUUCUUCUCUACCACCUCCGGUCUGGCUUCUUUCUCACCCCAGUGGAGAAACAGCGGGUCAUCACCCAGUUCACCUCUCAGUUUGUCAACCUGAUGCACCUCCGGAGCCUGCAUCUACACAAUGUCUCUUUCCUAAGGGGUCACCUGGACGAGCUGUUCUGGUGGCUAAAGACACCCUUAGAGACACUGUUGGUGACCGACUGUUUUCUCUCAAAAUCAGACUGGACCCAUAUGUGUGAGUUCCUGUGCACCAGUCAGCUAAAACACCUGAUUUUGAAAUGGAUCAAACUGACUAACUUCAGCCUAGAGCCCCUGCGAGUUCUGUUACUGAAAACCUCAUCUACGUUGAUUACCCUGGACUUGGAGGGCUGUCAACUGAUGGAGUACCAACUCAAAGCCAUCCUGCCUGCCCUGAGACACUGUACCCAGCUCACCCGGCUUAACUUCUACGGAAACUAUCUAUCUUCAUAUGAUCUUGAGGGAAUGGACAUCACAAGAUCAGGCUGAGGUACCAAGGGUCACAGAUAUUCCUUAUCCCAAGCUUUGAGGAUCUUAGUGACCAAGAACCUUGAGAUGAUUGUUCAGCCUUGUGUUGAGGUUAUAGAUGUGGGGAGAACUGCUGGGCAGCCAGAGCAUGCCUUGUUUUAUGCCUCCUGCUUUGGAUGUGAGUCAUGAUGUGUGUGUGUGUUGGGACUUGUUGGAUGCCUAAUGAGAUGCGAAGAUCAGGCUCUCCUGUGGACACUGGGAGGCAAAAGGCAACACACAGGUGUCCGGUGAGAGGAGGACACACCACACAUGGUUUUACACCGGGACCAACAGUCCUACCUGGAUGAUUAGCCUGGUAUCCCCUUCAGAUCUAAUAAGGUCCUGUGACUUUCGGUGACCCUACCUCUGCCUUCUUCUUCCUGAGUAUAGGCUUGUA
Onychomys torridus (southern grasshopper mouse) is the source of this 1826-nucleotide messenger RNA. Its product is annotated as preferentially expressed antigen in melanoma-like protein 1. The coding region runs from base 167 to 1411 and encodes 414 amino acids. Gene Ontology annotation, biological process: negative regulation of apoptotic process; negative regulation of cell differentiation; positive regulation of cell population proliferation. Gene Ontology annotation, cellular component: cytoplasm. The record is from RefSeq and is a predicted model, not a curated record. The transcript has 3 exons. Lineage: Eukaryota; Metazoa; Chordata; Mammalia; Rodentia; Cricetidae.